CCCCCAAACUUCGCCCUCCCUCCCUCCAUCCCUCCCAAACCAUCUCACAAGCAAAGAAAGGAAUUAUUGAGAGAUAACCUCUCCUCUUCUUCCACUCCCCUCUCCUUUAAAUCCCUCUUUUCUCUCUUCUCCUUCUCCCUUUCUUUCUCUCAUGGCUGCGUCCAUCUUUUUCAAAUCAAGAAUAAUUCAUAUCUUCCUUCUGUUUACUCUUUUCUCUUCAGAAUUGGGCUUCAUUCAACUUGGCUCGACUCUAGGCAUCAACUAUGGUCAAGUAGCCAACAAUCUACCAUUGCCAGAGAAAGUGCUUACCCUCCUGACCUCCCUUAGAAUUACCAAGAUAAGGAUCUAUGACACCAACCCUCGAGUUCUAACCGCAUUCGCAGACUCUGGAAUUGAUCUCAUCGUGACAGUACCAAAUGAAGCAAUCGCCCAACUAACCGAUCCCCGACAAGCCUUACAGUGGGUCACGACCAACAUCCAGCCCUACUUCCCCGCCACAAAAAUCUCCGGGAUUGCGGUCGGUAACGAGGUCUUCACAAGUGAUGACGCGGCCCUCAUGUCGAACCUCGUGCCUGCGAUGGUCAGCAUCCAUGCAGCCCUCGUCCAGCUUGGCCUCAACUCCUACAUUCACAUUUCUACUGCAACUUCUCUAGCUGCGCUGGAGAACUCCUACCCUCCGUCGUCUGGGUCAUUCAAACCAGAACUUGCCAGCCUGCUGGCGCCAUUCCUUCGAUUCUUAGCACAGUCAAAUUCGCCAUUUUGGAUAAAUGCAUACCCUUACUUUGCCUUCAAGGGUGACCCCAACACUGUUUCACUGGAUUAUGUCUUGUUUAACCCUAACCAAGGGACUGUGGACCCUUACACAAGGCUGCACUAUGACAACAUGCUCUAUGCCCAAGUUGAUGCAGUGAUCUACGCCAUUGCCCGGAUGGGUUAUGGAGGCGUGGAGGUUAGGGUGUCCGAGACGGGGUGGCCUUCCAAGGGUGACCCGGAUGAGAUUGGUGCAAAUGUUGAGAAUGCCAGGGCUUAUAAUAGGAACUUGUUGUUGAGGCAAAUGAGGAACCAGGGGACACCCCUGAGGCCCAACCAAAGGUUGGAAGUCUACUUGUUUGCGUUGUUUAACGAGGACUUGAAGACCGGACCGACCUCGGAAAGGAAUUAUGGGUUGUAUCGGCCGGAUGGUACCAUGGCCUACAACUUAGGGCCUGGUGCACUGCCAUCUACUGCGUCAGUUUCCCACACUUCAUCUGCUUCUCGGGAGACAGGGAAGGAACUUGGAAGCUCGUAUUGGAAAAUGGGUAAGCCAUGAACCGUCUUUUCAGAAUUCUUUCCUCCGUGGACUUGGGAGGUUUCCAAGCCCCAAAGAGAGACGAACGAAUUCAGGAAAAGCCACAGAAAGUAUGGGCCGCUUUGCGACGUGGAACGCACCACGGCGACUGUGUAAAUUAGAUUUGGAUUCCACCUUUUAUUUAUUCUCCUAAUUGUCCUUAAAGCCUUGUAUUAUAGUCUCAUUAAGGCUAUAAAUUGGAGGAAAAGAGGGGGGAAAUGAAUAAUUAAUUGGAAAAAAGCGAGGACACGGUUGGGUGGGUGCGCUUUCUGUGGCCAAACUUUAUUCACCGGCCGAAACCGCCGGCAUUGGAUUCUGUGCCAUGUUACACCGUGAAUCCGCCUUUGUGCAAAAGCUGAAAGGACCUUGGAGUCCCCCACUGUAGUUGAAUGAUUAUUCCAGAUACUAAAUUCGUGUCUUA
This is a messenger RNA of Phoenix dactylifera (date palm), 1748 nucleotides long. The record is from RefSeq and is a predicted model, not a curated record. NCBI's taxonomy places the organism in Eukaryota, Viridiplantae, Streptophyta, Magnoliopsida, Arecales, Arecaceae.